Molecule: messenger RNA, 987 nt
Organism: Notolabrus celidotus (New Zealand spotty)
Lineage: Eukaryota; Metazoa; Chordata; Actinopteri; Labriformes; Labridae
Gene: isoc2
Product: isochorismatase domain containing 2
Exons: 7
Coding region: 275-868 (197 amino acids)
Cellular component (GO): cytoplasm
Source: RefSeq, a predicted model, not a curated record
AGCUCCGCUCCCAUUGGCUCAGAGAAACAUCAAUCUAUGAAACGUACAAUUCUAUUGGUCAAUGCGCCUGACCAUUAUCGCAGAGGUGCUUGAAGGCUGCAGAACUUGUCUUCUUGUUUACAAGCGAGGUAAAGGGUGACAUUUCUGUUGGUUUCGGUCGCACAGGAGACGUCACUAACAAAGUCAUUCUUUAACCGGGUAGCUGAACUUUCUGAGGUCUCGUUGAACCUGUCACAUUGCCCCCUUCUCUCAACCGGACCAUUCAGACACAGACAUGGCAAGCCUCGGCAGGCUCAAUUCCAAGGAUGCAGUGCUCUUCCUGUGUGACAUGCAAGAGAAGUUCAGACCCAACAUCUUCCAGUUCAACAACAUUGUCAGCAAUGCUGCCAGAUUACUCCAGGCCAGUCGCGUCCUGGGCAUCCCCCCUAUUUUGACAGAACAGUACCCUAAAGGUUUGGGUCCCACAGUUCCAGAGCUGGGAGCAGAAGGUUUGAAGGCCCAUGCUAAAACUUGUUUCACCAUGAUUAUAGAGGAUGUCAAGAAGGAGUUGGAGGCCCUGGGGAAUCCCAAACAGGCUAUUCUGUGUGGAAUAGAGGCACACGCCUGCAUUGCUUGCACAGCUUUCGACCUGAUUGAAAAAGGGAUGGAGGUUCAUAUUGUUGCUGAUGCUGUAUCUGCCAGAAGUCAGACGGAUCGUCUGUUUGCUCUCUCUCGACUGAAGCAGAGCGGGGCAUUCCUCACCACCACAGAGGCGGUCCUGCUGCAGCUGGUUCAGGAUGCUAAACAUCCAAACUUUAAGGAGAUCCAGAAGCUCAUGCUCCACCCAUCUCCUGACACCGGCCUCCUCUCCUUCUUCAGUGCCAUGUAGAAAGAUCCUCACCAGUCAUUCUGUUCUUCAGAUACUGUACAGAAUAUCUCUGCUUCUCUGCUGCCUACAUUCACUUUAUUGAAGUGCUUCAAUAAAAGGGAUGCUGCUACUUUAAAUGU